AUGGGAAACUCAAAAUCUUUAUUAAACAAAGAGAAGAAGAACCUUGAAUCUAAAUCGAAAAAGAUCUUACAAACCAAAUCGUCUUCAAAACAGAAUCAGAUAAAUUCAAGAAAGUUUCAUGAAACUGAUGAAGAUUCCGAUACCAUUAGGGAAGAUGAGUUUGGUGAUAGGCAUUUGUUCCUUCAAGAUCUUUUUGAGUGUAAAUUCUCUGUACCGAUUGACAGUGAAUUAUUAAAUGGGGAAGCAAAAAUUUUAGAUAUUGGGUUGACAUUUGGAUUAGUCCAAGCAAAUUUCUCGGACUUAGUCCAAAAUAUUUGUUCAAAUGUCCAAAGAAAAUCUAUCCAAGCUAUAGUACUGCUAAGAGCAAUUGAUACUUGGAUUAUUAGUCAAGAUUUUAGUUUUGGACAUUUGGAUUUGAACUUGGAUCAAUCUAAUCCUUGGACAUCUUGGAUCACUUUAUGUGGCUCAGGUCGAUGGAUUCUUGAGAUGGCAAAUGAAUAUCCAUUAUCUCAAUUCUUCGGCAUAGAUAUAGUAAAUACUUAUCCAACAGUUUGUCCAAAAAAUGUUAAAUUCGAAACCAGAAAUAUACUCGACGGAUUAACAUUCGCUGAUAAUUCUUUUGAUCUGGUGCGCAUUGCAUUAAUGAUGACAAGUCUUAAUGAACACGAAUAUUACGAGGUCAUAUGUGACGCAUUAAGGGUUUUAAAACCGGGUAAAUAUAUAGAAAUUAUAGACUUUCUAUUACCGUUACAAAAUCUCGGACCUAAUCACAAGACGAUUUAUGAUGCUUAUGAAAGUCUAUAUACUGCACGCGGCAUAAACAUGAGGAUAGCGUGGAAACUCGAAAGCAUUCUCGAGACUACCAAACAAAUCAAAGACAUAAAGACAAUGACACGUACAGCACAAAUGGGUCUAUCGGGAGGAAAGGUUGGACAAUUACUCCAUGACGUUAUCAAUAGUACUUUCUUUGAUAUGUUCAAAAUAGGUGUCGCUGCCAUUGUGGGCAUGAGUUUUGAACAAUUUGAAAAUACUUGGCAAACCUCUCUACAAGAGAUGGUUGAACACGAGACUUUCGGUGUUAUUAAGAAAGCUUGGGGGAAGAAAUGUGUGGCAUGA
Messenger RNA from Ambispora leptoticha, 1116 nucleotides. The record is from the annotation of a GenBank genome assembly. NCBI's taxonomy places the organism in Eukaryota, Fungi, Glomeromycota, Glomeromycetes, Archaeosporales, Ambisporaceae.